GCGUUCAGAAUGGCAUUUCUGUACCCCGCUGCUUACCGUGACGAUGCAGUUGUGGAUGAUUAUCAUGGUUAUAAAAUUCCAGACCCAUAUAGUUGGCUAGAGGACCCUGACAGUGAGAAGACACAGGCCUUUGUCACUGCUCAGAAUCAGCUUACAUUGCCAUUUUUGGAACGCUGCGAGGUACGGGAUGUGUUCAAGGAGCGUAUGACUGAGCUGUAUGACUAUCCUAAAUAUAGCUGUCCGUUCAGAAGAGGAAACAGGUACUUUCACUUCUACAACACUGGCCUCCAGAACCAGAGUGUGAUGUAUGUACAGGAGAGCUUGGACGCAGAGCCUGUUGUCUUUUUGGAUCCUAAUACAUUUUCUGAUGACGGAACAGUUGCUUUGCGAGGCUACGCAUUCUCGGAAGAUGGAGAGUAUCUGGCGUACGGCACUAGCGCCAGCGGCUCAGACUGGGUGGAGAUGCACUUCCUGCGGGUGGAAGGUGCAGUGCUUCUAGAGGACCGUCUGCAAAGGGUCAAAUUCAGCUGCAUGUCAUGGACACAUGACGGAAAGGGCCUUUUCUAUAACUCUUAUCCUGAGCAGGAGGGCAAGAGUGAUGGCACUGAGACUUCUACUAACUUGGACCAGAAGCUAUACUUCCACGUUUUGGGAACACCGCAGUCUGAGGAUGUGCUGUGCGCAGAGUUUCCCGAUCACCCCAAGUGGAUGAGUGGAGCCGAGGUUUCAGAUGAUGGCCGCUAUGUCCUACUGUCCAUCAGGGAAGGCUGCGAUCCUGUCAACAGAUUGUGGUAUUGUGACCUCAAGAAAACCCCUCAGGGAAUUACAGGACUUUUGCCAUGGGUGAAACUUAUUGACAACUUUGACGCUGAGUAUGAGUACGUUACCAACGAGGGCACGGUUUUUACAUUCAAGACCAAUCUGGACGCCCCACGUUACCGCCUCAUCAAUAUCGACUUUGCCUCGCCGGCUCAGAGCGAUUGGGUGGAGCUCAUCCCUCAGCAUGAUAAGGACGUCAUUGUAUUUGCCACCUGCACGUACUCAAGCUACCUUUUCGUGUGCUUCCUCCACGAUGUGAAGAAUGUCUUAAAAAUGUAUCGUCUCAGUUCCGGGGAGGAGCUCAGGACCUUUCCCCUGGAUGUCGGCUCUGUGGUUGGAUUCACAGGAAGAAAGCGCGACUCUGAGAUCUUUUACUACUUUACAUCCUUCCUCUCGCCAGCUAUCAUUUAUCACUGCGACCUGACCAAGGAGCCUCUGCAGCCUCACAUCUUCAGAGAGGUCACCGUUAAAGGCUUUGACCCAUCUGACUACCAGACGACUCAGAUCUUCUACUCUUCCAAGGACGGAACUCAAAUCCCCAUGUUCAUUGUACACAAGAAGGGCAUCAAGCUGGACGGCUCCCAUCCCGGAUUCCUGUAUGGCUACGGCGGCUUCAACAUCUCCAUCACGCCGAGCUACAGCGUUUCUCGGCUAAUCUUUGUACGGCACCUGGGUGGAGUCCUGGCCGUCGCCAACAUCCGGGGUGGAGGGGAGUAUGGUGAAACCUGGCACAAAGCGGGCAUGUUGGCCAACAAGCAGAACUGCUUCACAGACUUCCAAUGUGCAGCCGAGUACCUCAUCAAGCAGGGGUACACCUCUCCGUCCAAGCUCACAAUUAACGGAGGCUCAAACGGCGGCCUGCUCGUAGCGGCGUGCGUAAACCAGCGGCCCGAUCUGUUUGGCUGUGCCGUUGCGCAGGUCGGGGUCAUGGACAUGCUCAAAUUUCACAAGUUCACUAUCGGCCACGCCUGGACUACCGAUUUCGGGUGCUCAGAAGAAAAGGAGCAGUUUGAGUGGCUUAUCAAAUACUCCCCUCUCCACAACAUCAGAGUUCCAGAGGACAACGGGGUCCAGUACCCCGCCAUCCUCCUGCUCACGGGCGACCACGACGACCGAGUGGUGCCACUCCACUCACUGAAAUACAUCGCCACCCUACAGCACAUAAUGGGCCGCAGCAGCAAGCAGUCCAACCCCCUGUUCAUCCUCGUGGACACAAAGUCGGGCCACGGCGCCGGCAAGCCCACCAGCAAGGUCAUCCAGGAGGUUGCUGACACCUACGCCUUCAUCGCUCGCUGUCUCAAAAUUUCCUGGGUUAAAUAA
Nerophis lumbriciformis (worm pipefish) is the source of this 2139-nucleotide messenger RNA. The record is from RefSeq and is a predicted model, not a curated record. Lineage: Eukaryota; Metazoa; Chordata; Actinopteri; Syngnathiformes; Syngnathidae.